Messenger RNA from Oreochromis niloticus (Nile tilapia), 1911 nucleotides. It is a transcript of the gene cited4b, whose product is annotated as Cbp/p300-interacting transactivator, with Glu/Asp-rich carboxy-terminal domain, 4b. The transcript has 2 exons. Gene Ontology annotation, biological process: regulation of DNA-templated transcription. Gene Ontology annotation, molecular function: transcription coactivator activity. Bases 240 to 1007 code for a protein of 255 amino acids. The record is from RefSeq and is a predicted model, not a curated record. NCBI's taxonomy places the organism in Eukaryota, Metazoa, Chordata, Actinopteri, Cichliformes, Cichlidae. Gene Ontology annotation, cellular component: nucleus.
UCCCCGACUGCCUUCCUCUGAGCUUUUUAGAUGUACAUAAUCCCUGAGUUGACCCAGAAAAUAGGCAGUCGUUUCAAGAUCUGAUGCGGCAGUCUUUGUGCACACCGUCCCCGCUUGAGCAUGAAGCGUAACCCUGUGGAAUACACGCUGUAAUUCAGAAGAGCUUUGCUUACAAGAGGAAAACUGUUCAAAAAGCCGGAGCUGAAGAAAAGUCGCGCAACUUUGUGGAAACGUAGUGGAUGCGGACAGGAGGCAUGGCAGAUCAUCUGAUGAUGCCCAUGAAUCACAACUCAGCGGGUGCCAGUCUCCACGGUUACAGGAUGGGUAUGAAUAGCGGCCUGCAGGCAGGUCCCCAGCAGCAUGCCAACCAGCAGGGCAUGAGGGUGCUGCCCAGUGGCCAGAUGAUGCACUAUGGUGGCACUCAGGCCAACAUGGAGACCGCCAUGAGGCAGCGACAGGGCAUGGUGGCUGGACCCAUGAAUGGACAGCUGAACGGGGCCCAGAUGGGUCACCACCAGAUGACCUCUGGUCACAUGAUGUAUAAUGGCCAGCCCCAGCAGCAACAACAUCAUCCACAACAGCAGCACCACAUGCAUCCGCAACAGCACCAACAGCAGGCCCAGCAUAUGCAGCAGCAACAGCAACAACAGUUCAUGAAUGGAGGAUUAACAUCUCAGCAGCUAAUGGCCAGCAUGCAGCUGCAGAAACUCAACACCCAGUACCAUGGACACCCGCUUGGUCCUAUGGGUGGGAACCACAUGGGGCCCACGGCCCAGUACCGCAUGAGCCCAGCUCAGCUGGCUAACAUGCAGCACAUGGCUAGCCCGGCAUUAGCCUUGAAUGGCAUGGAUGCGGAUAUGAUUGACGAAGACGUCCUGACUUCACUGGUCAUGGAGCUGGGCUUGGACCGAGUCCAGGAGCUGCCAGAACUCUUCCUGGGCCAGAAUGAAUUUGAUUUCAUCUCAGACUUUGUCAGCAAACAGCAGCCAAGCACUGUUAGUUGCUGAGAGGACCUUAUUUGCAGUGGGGCAAAAAUGGAGACAGAAGAGUGAGAAUUGUUCAGAACAGACGAAGAGCGUUCAUCUCCUCACUUUUUAUUUUGUGAGCACCUCUCCGUACGACUAUACCACAAUGCUGUGCAGGGUGCACAAAGGAGAACUCUGGAUAUUUGCAGUGAAUGCACAGGGCAUGCGUCUUGUGCACUUGUGGUCAGAGGGUGGAUGGCUUUGGGGCCCACUUCUCCUAUUUCCUGGACAUGAAUGUAAUAAAGAAAUGCUGAAGUUCUUAAAAGCCACUCUGAACAAUGCUAUGACACUAUGUAGCCUCCCAAGCCUGGACUCCAAGACAGUUUACCAGUUUAAAAAGUGUAUUUAUUUAUUCCUAACUGAGAAACCUGAUAUAAAGAACAACCAGCUUCUCCAUUUUGGGAUUGAAGUGGUUUAAUGAUCUUUUUCUGAGCGUAGGUUGGGGGCGGAAAAUAAAAUUAGUUUUCUGCUAUGUUUUGUUUUUUUGUUUUUUUUCCCCCAACUCUAUGUGGCAUAGUCUUGAAAUGAGCUCUGAUGCCAAUGUCAUCUAAAAGAGCAUGGGUUUUUAUUUUUUUUAAAUUACAGAAGUAAAAUGUUGUUUCAUUACAAUGGGAGUUUCAUCCAGACUUUUAAAAUGGUUCACUUUUCAUGAAGUGCUGCCUUUUUAGAUGUGAUGUUCUGAAAAAUCUACUGCUUGUACUGUAUGAAGCUGUAUAACUCCAACAUGUCCACACUGUUGUGUUCUAUUGGAGAUGUAGAACCGCCUUAAUCACGCAGAUUCUUAUUUAUUGGUUGUUUAUAUUGUCCCCUUUUUGUGGUCAAGAUGGGGGGUGGGAUGGUCUUUGUGAAAGGGGUUUCGAGGAUCAAUAAAAAUGGCCUGGAUAGA